This is a messenger RNA of Rotaria sp. Silwood1, 521 nucleotides long. The record is from the annotation of a GenBank genome assembly. NCBI's taxonomy places the organism in Eukaryota, Metazoa, Rotifera, Eurotatoria, Philodinida, Philodinidae.
AUGGAUGCAAACUUCUAUAUCUAAACACUUCAAGUCUUCUUUCAGAUUAUGUUUCGCGAAAUACAACAUGCCAUGACCAAGUAGAUAUAGCCCCUAUCGGGAUAGAUCAUGAAAAAUCAGGGAAGUAGUACGGCUGCGAGGCCUGUACUCUACAUUUACACUUUUAUCUUUCGAGUUAAAAAUUUGAGAACAGAAAACUAUAAGGGCUUAAACUUCUUCUGACUUUGGAUAUAACUUUCAAAUUCAUUCUACGAUAUUCUACUAUACCGCUCAUUAGACCCGAUGUGCUCUACUCCACAUACCUUCGAGCUGCUUGUAGAGUUUAUUGCAGUAUAAACGAUCCGAAGAGUUCAGAUUCAAAAGCAUUUGAAUAUUUUAAAGAUUUUUAUUUGUAGGUUCCUGCAGAUAAAGUUAUUUAUGAACGUGAUAUAAAGGAUGCAACAAAGAGUUACACAUUUACUGAUGGUGUUGGAACAAUAUCAACAAAACUUCGUGAUGAAAUAGAAGAAGAAUUAUUUUAA